AAUUUUUUUUCGCGAUCGUAGUUGAUCUAAAAACCCAAAUAUAUAAUAAAAAAAAAAUUUAAAAACCUUGCGGCAAACAAAACUUGACGGGACUUGUGCAAAGCGCAGUCAAAGGCACUUAAACUAUACUUAAAGAAAAAAUUAAAUUAAUAAAAAAAAAAACAAGCAGUGAGAUUAAUUACUAAGCACAAGCAACAACAAGUACCAACAACAACUACAACAACUUAACGAGUGUAGUAGCCAAAGAUUUAACAGCCCCACUGUUAAGCAGUUAACAGUGCCUACAACAGCAACAGCGUCUUAACUGUUAACGCGUAACUGAGACUUUUGUAAUCAUGACCAACGCCAUGGAUAUUGUCAAGAACGGCAGCGCCAAUGGCUCCGUUGAUGGCAGCAAUGAUGAGUCACGUACCAAUUUGAUAGUCAACUAUCUGCCACAAACCAUGACGCAAGAGGAGAUGCGUUCGCUCUUCUCUAGCAUUGGUGAGUUGGAGAGUUGCAAACUGGUGCGUGAUAAAGUCUCAGGUAAUUUGGUCUUGCCAGCAUCAUUGACCGCACUUAAUCCAGCUUUGCAACAAGGUCAGAGCUUGGGCUAUGGCUUUGUCAACUAUGUGCGUGCUGAGGAUGCUGAGAAGGCUGUGAACACCCUGAACGGUUUGCGUUUGCAAAAUAAGGUUAUUAAAGUAUCAUACGCCCGUCCAAGUUCAGAAUCGAUAAAGGGUGCUAAUUUAUAUGUAUCGGGUCUUCCGAAAAAUCUAUCACAACCAGACUUGGAGGGGAUGUUUGCAUCAUUUGGCAAAAUAAUUACAUCUCGUAUACUCUGUGAUAAUAUUUCUGGUCUAUCGAAGGGUGUCGGUUUUAUACGUUUCGAUCAACGCAACGAAGCUGAGCGUGCCAUACAGGAGCUGAAUGGCAAAACCCCUAAAGGCUAUGCCGAACCGAUAACCGUUAAAUUCGCCAAUAAUCCAAGCAAUAGCGCUAAGGCACAAAUAGCUCCACCCUUGACUGCAUAUUUGACUCCACAGGCGGCAGCAGCUACUCGCCGCUUAGCUGGCGCUUUGCCAUCGGCCGGACGUAUUAGCAUUGGAAAAAGUCCCUUGUUUACGAUUAACAAGGGUUUGCAAAGAUACUCACCGCUGGCUGGAGAUCUGUUGGCAAACUCCAUAUUGCCGGGCAAUGCAAUGACUGGCUCCGGCUGGUGCAUAUUUGUUUAUAAUCUGGCGCCGGAGACUGAGGAGAAUGUGCUCUGGCAGCUAUUCGGACCAUUCGGAGCGGUGCAAUCGGUUAAGGUCAUUAGGGACUUGCAGACGAGCAAAUGCAAGGGCUUCGGCUUUGUAACCAUGACCAACUAUGAUGAGGCUGUGGUGGCCAUACAAUCACUCAACGGCUAUACUUUGGGCAAUCGUGUGCUGCAAGUUAGCUUUAAGACAAACAAAACUAAAACUACUUAAAGCUAAAUUGACAGUCAGAGAGAGAUGGAGAAUGAGUGUGAGUGUGAGAGCGAGAGCCUCCAAAGCAAAGCGCGCACAACAAACAAACAAACAAAAAAAAAAAGAGCAAAAGAGUCAGCGAACCUAAGCGCAAGUUUGUACUUUAGACACAAACAAAAAA
Drosophila busckii is the source of this 1611-nucleotide messenger RNA. RefSeq names its product ELAV-like protein 2 (gene fne). The transcript has 6 exons. Gene Ontology annotation, molecular function: RNA binding. Gene Ontology annotation, cellular component: ribonucleoprotein complex. Bases 336 to 1451 code for a protein of 371 amino acids. The record is from RefSeq and is a predicted model, not a curated record. Lineage: Eukaryota; Metazoa; Arthropoda; Insecta; Diptera; Drosophilidae.